AUGGCGCAGAGAGAUGCCCUUCCACCUAAACCAUACUACGACAUGAUACUUCAGAAACUCUCGUCUGGUCAGUUAAACUACAAACAAGAGAGCAUCCUCGAAGAAAACAUGGCAUGGGCUGUCAAACAGGGCCGACCCGAUAUCUUCCAAAUGCACCUCAAAGCAGGUGUGGACCCCAACUCCUACACACGACCUGGAAGGCCCAUGUUAUCCCAUGCGGCGUGCGAGGGACAGAUCGAGUCUGCGAGGAUCUUGCUACGUUACCGCGCUGACCCGUGCUUACCUAGUUUGUGUGGAGGACAGACACCUCUGAAGUACACUGUUUAUGGGACGGCCACUACGUCCAGAAGAAAAGGGGAAGUAGCCAACAUGAUCGAUCUGGUGCUAGGUGCAGGCGCUCCAUAUCGCACAACAUCCUGUGAUCGGCGAAGACUCCCUGAUGGGAAGCACGAUAUUCGAGAUUGCAAGCAUUGUUUCUACGGUCGGUGUCGCUGGCGUCUCGAGAUAAAUGUCCAUGAAGACUUUCUUCCAUCGGAGGUCAACCUUGCCGAGAAACGCGCUGUAAUCUUCGAGCUAGAGGUGCCCAAAUGUUUCGCAUCCUAUAGGGAUACUACCUGGAGGAUGAUCUAUUCCCUUUGUCAGCAGCGUUUCAGUUCACCUUCAGACAAGCCGGAGUUGCUAUUGAAAGAAUAUUCCCAGCUGAAAUUGUAUAACAAUAGCAAGGCAGACCAAAACCUUUCACUGGCGUCUCACAUAGAAUCCUUCCUGGGGACACACUAUAAAUCAAAGAGGUUGCCGGCAAAAGAGAAGAAUGUUCUGCUUCCACUGGGGCUACAGUUUCAUACUAUGACAGAGAACGAAACCUUGCCAUUUGCAGCCCUGUACUCAACACCUGACUUUGCAGCUGACGCACCAGGCCCGUCAUCAUAUAAGGCCAUUGCAAGUAUUACCGAAUGCCCAUCACGGCGAAGUGUGCAUGAAUAUGUGGCACACCAGAAUGUUAUGGGCGGGAAGAGUCGGCGAUGGAUGUCGAUUUUGAGCGAGCUUGGAUCUUUGAACAUCAACUUCAGUCUCCAAGAUACAGCUAUUCUUUUCCGAUUACUAGUGUUACAAGCUGGUCCCCAACUGAAGAAUGAUAGCCUACGGGCUGUUCAUUAUGUUUUUAGAGACGUGAACUUCUGUCGCAGGCUAAUCGAGCAGAUCGAACAACACGUGGAAAUCAUAUCUCCCAAUUGGCGAGAGUACUACUACAUGGAGACUCUACUUACGUUAACAGUUCAACUGUGCGAGAUCUCUUGCUCAGAAUCACAAAGGCAAGCGCAUGAUCUCCUGUUGAAAAUCCGAGGUAUUACUCUCGUCUGGACUACGGCUCUAAGGAGUGAAAUGCGCCGUGCGCCGGAAGCAGAUACUGCAGAAAGCGCAGCUACAUACUGCUUCUUUUCUGCCCUCCUAUGUCGCAGGACGUUUGCACUCCAAGCUUGCAGCGGUCAAGGACUUGAUGCAGAGAGCUUUAAGGACUUUAUUGAAGCAACCGUUACCAUGCAAGAAAGCUCGGUGAUCGAUGUGUCUGCAUUUAUGACGUUUACACGGAAUAUGCUUGUUCGCGAUAUCAAAAUGGCCGCUGCAUUACGACCUAUGCUCCGACAAGCUGUUACUGUGUAUUAG
This is a messenger RNA of Aspergillus caelatus, 1665 nucleotides long. RefSeq lists its product as uncharacterized. The transcript has 3 exons. The record is from RefSeq and is a predicted model, not a curated record. NCBI's taxonomy places the organism in Eukaryota, Fungi, Ascomycota, Eurotiomycetes, Eurotiales, Aspergillaceae. Bases 1 to 1665 code for a protein of 554 amino acids.